This is a messenger RNA of Esox lucius (northern pike), 4890 nucleotides long. RefSeq names its product WASH complex subunit 4 (gene washc4). The coding region runs from base 86 to 3598 and encodes 1170 amino acids. The record is from RefSeq and is a predicted model, not a curated record. The transcript has 30 exons. Gene Ontology annotation, biological process: endosome organization; endosomal transport. Gene Ontology annotation, cellular component: WASH complex; endosome. NCBI's taxonomy places the organism in Eukaryota, Metazoa, Chordata, Actinopteri, Esociformes, Esocidae.
GUCAGGGGGCAGAUCAUGGGAUUUACGUUCACUUUCUCUAAGUCAAACUAAAUCGCCUUUAUCAGUGGAACAAGCUUUUGGAACGAUGGCGGUGGACGCUAUUUCACCUGACUGGGAAUUCGAUCGAUUUGACGACGGGUCUACGAAGAUACACACUGAGGUGCAACUGAAGAACUAUGCCAGGUUUCUGGAGGAGUACACAUCUCAGCUGAAAGGCAUAGAAGAUGCUCUGGACGACUCUAUAGGGGAUGUGUGGGACUUCACUUUGGACCCCAUAGCCCUAAAACUUCUUCCAUAUGAACAGUCCUCGUUGUUGGAACUGAUUAAAACAGACAACAAGGUCCUGAACAAAGUGAUUACAGUGUAUGCAGCUCUUUGCAGUGAGGUCAGGAAGCUGAAGUAUGAGGCAGAAAUCAAGUUUUACAAUGGCUUGCUGUACUAUGGUGAAGGAGUGUCAGACAGCUGUGUGGUUGAAGGAGAGUCACAAGUCCAGAUGGGCCGGUUCAUCUCCUUCUUUCAGGAGCUGUCCUGUUUUGUGUCCCGAUGCUUUGAGGUGGUGGUCAGCAUUGUCCAUCAGUUGGCAUCCCUCUACAAUAGCAACAAGAGUGCUACUAAAGUAAUUGAGUCGUCCGGAGUUCAUUUCCAAACUGUUUAUGAGCACCUGGGGGAGCUGUUGGUGGUCCUGUUAACUCUGGAUGAGAUCAUGGAGAAUCACAGCACCCUGAAAGACCACUGGAAGAUGUACAAGAGGUUACUGAAGUCAGUACAUCAUAACCCAGGGAAGUUUGCCAUCCCAGAGGAGAAGCUGAAGCCGUUUGAGAAGCUGCUGCUAAAGCUGGAGGGACAACUGCUGGACAGCAUGAUAUUCCAGGCAUGUGUGGAGCAGAGGUUUGAUGACCCCGGGGAGGGAGUUUCUGUCUCGAAGAACACUGCCUUUGCCGAGGAAUUUGCCCUGAACAUCCGCAACAUAUUCACCAAUGUGGAGUCAAAGAUCGGUGAGCCGUCGGAGAUAGACCAGAGAGAUAAAUAUGCUGGGGUCUGUGGACUCUUCGUUCUUCACUUCCACAUUUUCAGAACUGUAGACAAGAAGCUCUACAAAGCCCUGCUAGACAUCUGCAAAAAGGUGCCAGCUGUGACACUGACAUCAAACAUCAUUUGGUUCCCAGACACCUUCCUUAUGACCAAGGUCCCAGCUGCAGCCAAGCUGAUGGACAAGAAGAGUGUUCAGAGCAUCAGAGCACAGAGAGACACUUACCUGCAGCAGAAAGCACAGACUCUCACCAAGGAUGUCCAGUCCUACUACGUGUUUGUUACAUCCUGGAUGAUGAAGAUGGAGGCCAUCUCAUCGAAGGAGCAGCGAAACGACAAGAUGUCUGAGGACCUCAGCAGCAGGUGUAACGUCUUUGUGCAGGGUAUACUAUAUGCCUACAGUAUCAGCACCAUAAUCAAGACCACCAUGAACCUGUACAUGUCCAUGCAAAGACCAAUGACCAAGACCUCGGUCAAAGCCCUCUGCAGACUCAUCGAGCUGCUCAAGGCAGUGGAGCACACGUUCCACCGGCGCUCCAUGGUGGUGGCCGACUCCGUGUCCCACAUCACACAACAGCUGCAGUCUCAGGCCCUCAGCUCUAUAGGCAUCGCUAAGAAAAGGGUGAUCUCUGAUAAGAAGUACAGCGAGCAGCGGUUGGAUGUGCUUUCUGCUCUUGUGCUGGCUGAGAACGCUCUGAACGGGCCCAGCACUAAGGAGCGCCGCCUAGUGAUUUCCCUGGCUCUCAGUGUGGGGACGCAGAUGAAAACGUUCAGAGAUGAAGAGUUGCUCCCUCUGCAGCUGGUGCUGAAGAAGCUGGACCUGAUCAGUGAGCUGAAAGAAAGGGUGAAGGUCCAGUGUGACUGCAGUUUCCUGUACUGGCACAGAGCAGUAUUCCCCAUCUAUCUGGAUGAUGUGUAUGAUCACGCUGUAGAUGCUGCACGAAUCCACUACAUGUUCAGCGCCCUGAGGGACUGCGUGCCCACCAUGUUGUACGCUAAACACAUGGAGUCAUGUGACCAGCUGCUGAAGAGUUAUGACACUGAGAUCAUGCAGGUGUUUAAUGAGCACCUGUUGGACAAACUGUGUAAGGAGAUAGAGAAGGACCUGCGACUGUCAGUCCACACACACCUGAAGCUGGACGACAGGAACCCCUUCAAGGUGGGCAUGAAGGACCUGGCCCACUUCUUCUCCCUCAAACCCAUCCGCUUUUUCAACCGCUUCAUCCACAUCAAAGCCUACGUGACCCACUACCUGGACAAGACUUUUUAUAACCUGACCACGGUGGCUCUUCAUGACUGGGCCACCUACAGUGAGAUGAGGAACCUGGCCACCCAGCGAUACGGACUCACCAUGACUGAGGCACACUUACCUAGCCAGACACUGGAGCAGGGAUUGGAUGUUUUGGAGAUUAUGAGGAACAUCCAUGUGUUUGUGUCCCGUUACCUCUACAACCUCAACAACCAGAUUUUCAUUGAGAAGACGAGCAACAACAAGCACCUGAACACCAUCAACAUCCGCCACAUCGCCAACUCCAUCCGCACCCACGGCACAGGCAUCAUGAACACCACAGUCAACUUCACCUACCAGUUCCUGAGGAAGAAGUUCUACAUCUUCAGCCAGUUCAUGUACGACGAGCAUAUCAAGUCCAGGCUCAUCAAAGACAUCCGUUUCUUCAGGGAGACCAAAGACCAGUCAGACCAGAAGUACCCCUUUGAGAGGGCAGAGAAGUUCAACCGCGGCAUCAGGAAGCUCGGCAUCACCCCCGAUGGGCAGAGUUACCUGGACCAGUUCAGACAGCUCAUCAGCCAGAUCGGUAACGCCAUGGGCUACGUGCGGAUGAUCCGCUCCGGGGGCCUGCACUGCUGCAGCAGCGCCAUCAGGUUUGUUCCUGACCUGGAGGACAUAGUGAACUUUGAGGAGCUGGUAAAGGAGGAGGGGCUUUCAGAAGAGACCCAGAAAGCAGCCAGUCUGCUGGACUCUGUCCUGGGGGAUCUGACCAGUAACUCCGCCGAGGGGACCGAGUACUUCAAGAUGCUGGUGGGAGUGUUCGCCCCCGAAUUUCGCAGUGUCAAGAACAUGCACCUGAGAAACUUCUACAUGAUCGUUCCUCCUCUUACUGUGAACUUUGUGGAGCACUCCAUCGGUUGCAAGGAGAAGCUCAACAAGAAGAACAAAGGCGGGGCGGCCUUCACAGACGAUGGCUUCGCCAUGGGUGUGGCCUACAUCCUGAAGCUGCUGGACCAGUACCUUGAGUUCGACUCCCUCCACUGGUUCCAGGCGGUCAGGGAGAAGUACAUGAAGGAAAUGAGUGCGGUGUUGAAGGAGCAGAACGUCCAGGCCGCCUGCCAGGAUGAGAAGCUCCUGCAGACCAUGAACCUCACCCAGAAGAGGCUGGAUAUCAACCUGCAGGAGUUUGAGCUGCUUCACUUCUCCCUAAGCAGCGCUCGGAUCUUCUUCCGUGCUGACAAGACCGCCGCAGAGGAGACCCAGGAGAGAAAGGACAGAGAAACGGCUGCUAAAACAGUACCCACCUGUACAGAUGGCUCUGAACUUCUCCGGGACAGCUAAAGGACACUGAGUUCCUAGGACAGAGUUGAAAUGUCAGUGCUGUGACUGAUUUGGGGAACUGGGGCACGCCACGGUAUGGAGAGUAGUGAAGGACUGGUGUGGAACCAGCAGGGCCAGUAUACCACACUGAGGUAGUGUCAUGUCCUGUGAUACCAGACUGAAAGGACAAGACCGGAGUGUGUUCGUAAAGACGUGGAAGCCUCCCCCCAGCAGGAAAAUGGACGACGAUGAAGACGUUCCCCAACUCUGAGCUACAAGUCGUCUGCUUUCUGGAAUGGUCCUGAAAGGCAGAAUGUUCCGGAAGUGCACAGAAAACAUUAAUGGUUACUGUUGUUUGUUUUUAAUGGAACACUGUCUUUCUUAAUCACACAAACCCUCACUGACUUUCCUGCUGUUAACAGAACUGCUAAUAGUAGUAAAAAAAACAUUGUCUGUGCCUCCAAUUAAUCGUUGGCAACGAUGCAGGGGAUGGUGGUCCGUUGACUGUUCCUCAACCUGACAUCCUUGUGGUCACAACUUAUGUCCUGGCCUUUAUCCAUUUAACAUCACACUGAAUGAACACAAAGGAUAUUCUUUCUCAGCAGAUCUAUUUUCACUGUAGUGUCUAGAGUAAUAGGACAUUGUGUUACAUUUGACUUAAUGAAUGUUUUCAAAUUGCAGAUCUAGACAUGAUUUGAGUUGACAAAACUAGUUGGACAUUUUGGAUUCUAAUGGAUUGACAUUGUGAUUUGUUAUUUUUAGUCUUGUGCCUUUUUGAUUGGUCAAUGCCUAAUUUUAUAUUUCUGUACUCUCUAUGCCUUGUAUGAGGUACAAUAUGCCAGAUGUUAUUUUUCAAUAACUUAUUUGGAACGUCUUCAUGAUCCAUGCUUCCGUUAUUGUAUGGCAUCAGGUGUCAGUAGAACUCAUUUUACCAGUGGUAUGGCAAAUUAUGUUUUUUGUUCUUAAUUGGUCCAUUUAUUGAUCAAAAUAAUAAUGUAGCCAUGGGUAAACACUCAUAGGGUUUUAUUUCUAUUCACCUUAAUAGUAUCUGGCCGUUUUGCUUAUUUCAUCAAACUACAGGCACUAAAAUUUGUUUUGGCUUCAUUCUUAAACAAGUUACUGGAGAAGGGGGAAAAAAUUUAAUGUUAGAAUCUGAGGGUCCAUUUCUGAGUUUUAGUGACCAGUUUAGGAACAGCUCUCUUAAUUCUGAUUAGGAUGUCCUGCUUGCUUUGGUUAAUCUUUUGUAAAUUGAAGGCAUUUAUCAUGUGUAUUGUACACAGAACAUGUCAAAGUAAUAAACAUUUUAAGAUAAA